AGCUAUAUAAUAACAGUCGGGUAGCCUCCGAAGUCCGAACACCAUCACAAACAAAGCAUUUCGAACUAAACUCAGAGCUCGCCAGUUUCCUGACAAAGAAGAAAGAACCAACCAUGGUCAGCGCCAAGAGGAUCGCUCAGCUGGCCAAGAAGUGGCAGAGGAUGGCAGCACUUGGAAGGAAGCGCCUCACCUGGGGCGCCGCAGCAAAGGAAGCCGAUGAGUGCUGCACCUCUGUGGCGAGCAAGGGCCACUGCGCGGUGUACACCUCUGACGGGGCUCGGUUUGAGGUGCCAUUGGCGUGCCUCGGAACAGCAGUCUUCGCGGAGCUCCUGCGGAUGUCAAGGGAGGAGUUUGGCUUUGGGAGCGAAGAUGGCAGGAUCACGUUGCCCUGCGAUGCCAAGGUCAUGGAGUACGCCAUGUGCUUGCUCAGGAGGGGCGCCUCUGCGGAGGUGGAGAAGGCGUUCUUGAGCACCAUGGCGAUGUCGUGCCACUAUGCAAAUCAUGUAGCGCCCUAUGUGACAGCUUGCUGUUAAUUGCAGCUUUGUAGUGAUUGUAUAGUAGUUCAGCAGUGUAGGUAGUAAGACAGAGAGAAGUGUUUGUUAUUCAGUGCCUUCUGAUCCUGCAAUCGAUCGAGGAAGGUGAUGGCUAAGCAAGUUCUUGGUUCAGAGCGAGCUCUUCACCAAACACUUCACCAAACACUUAAAAGAAAGCACGCACUAAUGGAAAAUAAGACUCUAUAAGGGCUUGUAUUUCUCCAAAAUAUGAACUCUUGUACAGUAAGGAUGCCUCCCCUUUUAUAAAAGGGAGGCCAACCGACUUUUACAUACCGAAUUUACCCUCAUACAACUAGUACAUUCUAGGAAUAUGCUGUACAUUUCAGUAAAGAAAGAA
Molecule: messenger RNA, 891 nt
Organism: Setaria italica (foxtail millet)
Lineage: Eukaryota; Viridiplantae; Streptophyta; Magnoliopsida; Poales; Poaceae
Product: auxin-responsive protein SAUR36
Exons: 1
Coding region: 114-533 (139 amino acids)
Biological process (GO): response to auxin
Source: RefSeq, a predicted model, not a curated record